Messenger RNA from Pelobates cultripes (western spadefoot toad), 420 nucleotides. Lineage: Eukaryota; Metazoa; Chordata; Amphibia; Anura; Pelobatidae. The record is from the annotation of a GenBank genome assembly.
AUGCAAACCUCACGGAAGAACCCGCCUCUACCUGGGCGAUUUGAACAAAUCCAACUCUUGACUGACCUGUCAUCCACUACCAUGCUUAAGAGGAAAACCUUUGCCCCCAUCACAGCGGCACUAUGGGUGACGACCAUCCCAUUUAAGUGGGGCUUUCCAGAUAAACUGCUGGUUAAACGAAACGGGACAGAUUUGCAAUCACAGCUUCGAGAUCUAGAACUAGCAAAAACUACACUAAUGCUACAGGAGAUGAAGCACAGUUUUUUCGCUUCAAGCAAUAGAGCAGAAGCCAAAUUAGCAUCCCAGCUUAAGAAGCGGUCUGUGGCCUCCAGAAUCGCCUACCUCAAAAAUGCUAGGGGAGUAAAAGUAUUAGAUCCACAACAUGUGGCAAAUGAAUUUGCUGAGUACUACAUAAUCUAA